This is a messenger RNA of Lolium rigidum, 416 nucleotides long. RefSeq lists its product as uncharacterized. The coding region runs from base 53 to 316 and encodes 87 amino acids. NCBI's taxonomy places the organism in Eukaryota, Viridiplantae, Streptophyta, Magnoliopsida, Poales, Poaceae. The transcript is spliced from 3 exons. The record is from RefSeq and is a predicted model, not a curated record.
AGUGUCUUCUACAGAGAUUAGCUUAUCGCAAGACACAAGCUUAGGCGACGACAUGGGGCGUUGGUUGAAGCCAGAUGUUUACCCGCUGAUCGCCGCGAUGUCGCUGGUGACGGGGAUGUGCGUCUUCCAGCUCACUAGGAACGUCUUCCUCAACCCCGACGUCAGGAUCAGCAAGAGCCACCGGCAGAGCGCGGUGUUGGAGAACGCGGAGGAGGGCGAGAGGUACAGCCAGCACGCCUUCCGCCGCUACGUCAGCGCGCACCGACCGGAGGUCUUCCCCGCCAUCAACCGCUUCUUCUCCGAGUCCGGCAAGUGAUCGAUCCACGAUGUUAUCUCUGUCGAACCGGGUGCAUCCAUGUGUGUGUAGUUGUCGGUUGUGAAUAUAUUACGUGUGUGCUGAUAGCUUUACGUCUUAA